AUGCUUGCGACAGCCUUAAAAAGACCUUUAUGUUCCCUUUCCGCGCGUUGCACCCGAUGCUAUGCCUCCAGAUCCCUCCCGCCUCACACGGUGAUCGCAAUGCCAGCACUGUCUCCUACGAUGACUGCGGGUAAUAUUGGAAUGUGGCAGAAAAAGCCUGGCGAUGCGACGGCACCUGGGGAUAUCCUGGUGGAAAUAGAGACAGACAAGGCGCAGAUGAACCUCGAGGCCAACGAGGAAGGCGUGCUAGCGAGAGUCUUGAGAGAAUCGGGGGACAGGGAUGUCCCUGUUGGAACGCCCAUUGCUGUCAUGGUGGAUGAAGGAAAGGAUGUAUCAGCGUUUGGAUCAUUUUCCAUUGGAGAUGCGCCUGCCUCGUCAUCUGAAACAGCAUCCAUAUCAAUUCCAGAAUGUAUACCCAUUACCAAUGAAACCAUCAGCACAGAUGAGAGGCUACAGCCAGCCUUGGAUAGAAUGCCCAAGGCCAGCGCAGCGGCCAUUAGACUCGCACUCGAUCGAGGCGUGAAGAUCACCGGGCUUCAAGGCACUGGAAGGGGAGGCCAGGUCACCGAAGCCGACGUGAGUAGGGCUUCAACCGAAGGUGUGACAGCUUCUGCUGCAAAUGCGGCUGCGACAUACAUAGACACUCCCAUAACGUCGAUGCGCAAGGUGAUUGCGAGCCGCCUGACUCAAUCCGUCCAACAAAGCCCGCACUAUCUUAUAUCGACGAGUGUUUCAGUCCGGAAGCUGUUGAAGCUCCGGCAGGUUCUGAAUGCUUCCGCCAACGGCAGAUACAAACUCACUAUAAACGACUUCCUGAUUAAAGCUUGCGCCGUGGCAUGCACCAAGGUGCCCGCCGUCAACUCCAGCUGGAGAGAUGACGUUAUUCGCCGCUUUCAGAGCGUCGAUGUCAGCGUCGGUGUGGCCACUCCUGCCGGACUCCUGACGCCCAUUCUUCGAUCCGUCGAGGGACUCGGCUUGGAAACCAUUUCAAUUCGGGUCAAAGAACUUGCCAAGCGUGCUCGGGACCGCAAGCUCAGGCCCGAGGAGUUCCAGGGUGGAACAUUUACUAUUUCCAACGUGGGAAUGAAUCCUGCCAUUGAACGGUUCAGCUCGAUCAUCAACCCCCCUCAGGCGGCCAUCUUGGCCGUAGGGACCACUCGGAAGGUUGUAGUUCCCAUACAAACCACCGAUGGCACGCAAGUCGGCUGGGAUGAGCAGGUUGUUGUGACUGCGUCUUUCGAUCACCGGGUGGUAGAUGGAGUUGUAGGGGCGGAGUGGAUGAGAGAGUUCAAGGAUGCGGUGGAAAGUCCGCAGCAUCUCCUGCUGUGAGUGAU
Messenger RNA from Aspergillus heteromorphus CBS 117.55, 1334 nucleotides. RefSeq lists its product as uncharacterized. The record is from RefSeq and is a predicted model, not a curated record. Gene Ontology annotation, biological process: pyruvate decarboxylation to acetyl-CoA. Bases 1 to 1329 code for a protein of 442 amino acids. The transcript is spliced from 3 exons. NCBI's taxonomy places the organism in Eukaryota, Fungi, Ascomycota, Eurotiomycetes, Eurotiales, Aspergillaceae. Gene Ontology annotation, cellular component: pyruvate dehydrogenase complex. Gene Ontology annotation, molecular function: dihydrolipoyllysine-residue acetyltransferase activity.